Exaiptasia diaphana is the source of this 2927-nucleotide messenger RNA. RefSeq lists its product as uncharacterized. Bases 88 to 2064 code for a protein of 658 amino acids. The record is from RefSeq and is a predicted model, not a curated record. The transcript is spliced from 11 exons. Lineage: Eukaryota; Metazoa; Cnidaria; Anthozoa; Actiniaria; Aiptasiidae.
AUUCCUAGAACUUUUAAAGUUAUUUUUUCUAAUAAGCGUUGUGUAAAAUCCAUUCUUGCUUUAGACAGAGUUUAGAUUGAGGGCUAAAUGAAAAAGUAUCGUGAAGUGAUGAAAGGCCUUGAUUAUAAUGGCACAGAAGGGAUUGUGCAUAUGAAAGUAACAGUUCAAGAGGGCCAUUUUAUUACUUAUCGUAUGAAAGCCUGUAUUAUAGACUGUCAACAAUUGAUGCCUAGAAACCAGUAUAUGCUGCUUUUGCCAGAUGAAUUUCCAAGAAAAAAUAUUAGACUUAUUCAGGCUAGAUUAUUUGAUAUCAAAAAGAAAAAAAUUAAACUAUUGAAUUUGAUGAGAUACGAAGACGUAGUUGAGGUAUUUAAUCACCGAUGUCUGCCUUUGAAACCUACACGUAUCCCUAAACAUGUCUCAAAGUACAGCAAAACCAUUCUGCAAAUAAAAUCACCAACAGAAUUAUCCAAUCAGUUAUUUGGUGUAGGGGGUGAUGAAUCAAGCGAUAAGACAAGGCCUGAAUUGGUAAAAUUGAAAUUUAUCAGUGGUCAAAAUGCCCAACAUGAUGUCCUUGAAAUAUGUCAUAAAGAUGAUGUCUUGUAUCCCUGUGGCAUAUUGUUUUGUGGAAAGGAAGAAACUGACUGCAAAUAUGAAGUCAAAGUUAUUGGAAGCUAUUCAGUAUGUGAAAAUGGAAAAAUCACCUGCAAGUGCAUUUUGGAUGAAGCAGAUAGAAAUCCUGAAGAUGAAAUUGAUCAUAGUAAAGAGGAAAAUACAUCAGAACAUGCUAAAGUUAAUCAAACAAAUACAAGUGCAGACKGCUCAAAGGCCAGCAAUGGACAAAAUGCUGCAAUGAACACUGACUCUGUUCCCUCUGGAAGUGUGCUUUCAGACUCAUCUCAGCUUGAAGAUAAGCAAGCACAUAAUACAAAUAAACCAGGAGUAGUUGCUACCAAUUGUGAACUAAAUAUUACAGUUGCCAAUGCUGAGAAUUAUCCUCUUGCCUUAGAAAAUUGUGAAGAUAGUGAGAAAUUCAAAAAAAAAUUCUUUGAAGGUGAGGAGUUUCUAAAUGAAGAUAAAGGUGAAGGAGGAGUUGUUCCAAAUAAGAAUACAGGAAAGAAUAAUGUGAAACCAGCUGCUGCAGAACAAAAGGCUUUAGAUGAUGAAAAGCCCUCAUCCGUUCAAGAAGGACUUGUUCCUAUUAGCAAGAAAGGAAAGAAUCCUGUGAAACCAGCUGCUACAGGUGGUUUACUGACAGUGAGGACAAAAUUUCCUUCUUCACAAUCUGCGGAUGAAAGCUUUGCAAAACCUGACGACAUAUCGUCUGACAGAGGAACUCUUCAAUUGGCACCUUAUGCCAGUCGUUCAGCUGAAAUUUUGACACCAAUGGCACCAAUGGCCAAGAUGAUAAGCCUACUCAACAGGCUUAGGGGAAGUCCUCCUAUAGAUUAUUAUGAAUUGGUCAAACAAAUAAUACAAACACAGUUGACUUUUGGAAAACUGUCAAAAGGAAUUGAAGAACUGUCAAACGAAUUUAUGGAAGACGAAAAGUUGAUCAAAGAGAACCUACGCGAAAACCAAAGUGGGCAAGAAAUUGAGAAGRUGAUUAGGAAAAAUGCACUGAGGCAGAACAUUGUUAACGACCUUAAGAUAUCAUUAGCACUGGCGCAAACCUUGACAAAUGUAUAUGAAUUAUUUAAACAAGUGCUUGAGGAACGAAUAAAAGAUAAAGAAACUAUAGAGAAGCUGCGUGAAGAAUUGGACCGGACAAAAACGAAACUCCAUAAACUUGAGAAAGAAAAUAGUUCAAGCCAGCAACAAGCAAAAAAUGAAGCUCAAGGUCCUCAUGAUUCAAUAGAUUCUUUACAAGAAAAGAAAAUGAUCGAAAUCUUAGCUCUUAUGGAGAAAUCGAUUAGCCGCCCCGAGCAAACCACUCUGCCGACGGAGUUAGUGGAAAAAAUGAAGCAAUUCAUUUCUUUAUCAAAGAAGCGAUGUGAUAACUUCAGAAAAAGAUCGUCAGAAAGUUCAGAUGAUGAUAGUCCUGAUGCUAGAUCAAAUAGAUGAUUGUAGGUUGGUCUAUUCAUAAUGAUUUUUAAAAACGCUGCUUCAACAUAAACUUUUCCUGAUCCUAUUGAAUAGAAGUGAAUGGACUCCUUUCCCCUCGUGGCGAGAUGCACCAUGGCAUUGACGAAAGUAGAAACUUGUUGUUUUUCGUUCGUGUUUACGCUUGUGUCUCAGGAGUUUUUCAAACAACAAGGUUCAGUUAUAUGCAGAUAGGUUUUUUAACAUACUCUAGCGUGUAGGCAUCUCCUUUAUUGAUUAUCCAAGGGAUUAUCGACUUCUGAUGGCGCAAAUUUCGCUAAGAAACCUUACUCGUCCGUAGCUUUUAUAAGACACCCGCCUGAUACUUUUAUUUCGCCAAAACACAGAUGACGUCAUUAGGCUAAACGGCCAUACCAGUAAAUGGACCGCGCGUCAUUUUUUUUCCCUCAUGAAUAUUUGAGCGCUUGUUAUUUUAUAAAAGCCAUAAAAAACAGUUUUCCGUGUAUUAUACUCUGAUAAAAACACUUGGGAUGUGGAGAGAACACUCGCUUCUCGUCGUGGUUUCCUACGCUUCUCUCGUGUUCUCCCCACAUCCCAAGUAUUUUUAUCAGAGUAUAAUACACGGAAAACUGUUUUUUAUUCCUUAACUCACUAAUACCAUUUUACGCUUAGAAUAUUUUAUAUGGCAAUAUUGAUGAUUUAGCUAUAUCACCCGCUUUGUAAAGGAGAUUUUAUAGUAUAGGUGAAAACUGACUGAAUYAGUACAAAUAUUUUCCAUGUUUCUCAUGCACUUUAGAAGCACCCAGGUUUGUUUAGAAGAACACUAAACGUCAAAAUAAAUGAUUGUUAUCAAUAAAAUUGAGAAUAAAAGACAUAAAGAGUUA